UCUCCCUCUUAUCCUUUCUUUUCUUUAGUUUUUUUUCAUAAUCUGCCCGUCUGUCUCGUCGUUUAAUAAUUAGAUAUCACUGUUGCUUCUGUUAAAUUGAAUUGUGUUAUUUGAAUUUUUGAUGAUGAUUAGAUUUGAGUUAAAUCCGUGGAUCAUAAAUUAGGGUAAUUAAUUAAUAGUUAUGGUAGUUAUAUGGGGAUGAGUGUGUUAGGGUUGAAAGAGGGUAGUGGAGGAAUUUAGAAACCAAACCCCAAAUAGGGACAUCGAUGAUGACGGGAUGUUUUCCUCCUACAGUGGUCUUUGAUUGAAUACGGUAAGAAAAGUUGGAAGGCUUCGAAUUGCUCUUUAAGACUGAGUGAGACAACAUCCAUCACCUUCUACAACUCCUUUUUUGGUAUGCACAUAUUUCGUUUGAUUGUUUUCUUUGGAAUAAACAGUUCAAAAUGAAAGCCUAAAAUUUGGUAUUAACCAUCAUAUGUCAUUUUAUUUUAGUUCUGGUAGUUAUAAGGAUUCUUUCCAUUUCAUGGGUCUGUCUAUGAAUUGCCAGCAGCAGAACAUGAUACCAACUGAGUGCUCCUUGGCUUUGUGUUCUAAGGUAUCACAAUUCUUCCAAUUUACCAUCAAUCCUUUUCUUUCUCUUUCUUCCCCUCUCUCUCUCUCUCUCGUUAUUCUUUUGUUGUUUACCUGCGUUCCUUGAACAACUAACAAUGAUGAUAAACUAAAAUUGCAAAUAGUAUAACAGUCUAGUUGUGUGUUAUUACUUCCAUUUUACCCAUGAGAUGUUCCCAAUCUCAUGUUACUCCACGUCAAAAUCCCACAUUUGGUGCAUGUGAUGAUUUUAAAAGACUACUACCUUGCAAGGGGAUGCAUGAGGUAAGCCCACUUCACAAGUCCAUGUUUAUGAACUCCAUCCUAUUUUUCUUUAUGUUUCCCUCAGGUUAUCUGUUCAGCUGGUGAUAGUUGAUGCCUGUGGUGCCAUCUCUAAUAUGCUUUUAUUGUGUGGAAUUAUGCGCUACCCCUCCCCAUAUCCAGCAAUGGUUCGCCCCUUGUUUCCUCCACGCCCUCCUGGAGCACUUAGUGUGGUUCCAGCAGUGCCUCGACCCCUUGUUCCUGGGAUUCCCGGUGUUCGCCCAGUUAUGUACCCAAUUAUCAGGCCAGUAAUUCCUUCUGUGACACCAGCUGAGAAACCACAAACCACAGUUUAUAUUGGCAAGAUAGCACCAUCCGUGGAAAAUGAUUUUAUGAUGUCCCUCCUUCAGUUUUGUGGACCUGUCAAGAGUUGGAAACGUCCUCAAGAUCCUGCUAAUGGAACUCCUAGAGGUUUUGGAUUUUGUGAAUUUGAAUCUGCUGAAGGGGUUCUCCGAGCAUUACGACUACUGACUAAAUUUAACAUUGAUGGGCAAGAACUAAUGUUAAAUGUUAAUCAAGCAACCAAAGAAUAUCUGGAGCGGUAUGUCGAAAAGAAAACUGAAAACUCAAAGAAUUUGAAAGAGACUCAAGUAGCAGAUACUGGCAAGGAGGAUGGAACAGGCAUUGAUGACAAGAAGGGUGAAUUUUCCAAAUCCUCCGUUGAGGACUCAAACAAUGAUAGUGACAAAGGGAACAAAGAAAAUCAUGACCUUGCUAACUUUGGUAUUGUGACUGAUGAAGACAAGGCAGGUGACCGAGAGGCUAUAGAGAAGCUUACUAGCAUGAUAGAAGAGAGGUUAAAGACCAAACCUCUACCUCCCCCUCCGCCACCUUCACUAGCACCCGCAGAUGGUUCUGGGAAUUCAAAUUUGGAAUUGCCAUCUAAAUCAAGAGAUGGUGACACCGAUGCAGACAUAAUGAGAAGUGUUGAAGGAAAAAAUGAUGACGAAACAAGCAGUGACAAUAAAGCUGCAAGCGAACAGGACAGGCCUGAAACGAGCUCACCUGAUAGGAGUAGAGGGUAUGACAGGAGAAGCAGAGAUAGAGACAGAGAACGAGAUCUAAAACGGGAAAAAGAACGAGAAAUUGAAAGAUAUGAAAGGGAAACAGAACGAGAGCGUGUUAGGAAAGAGAGGGAGCAAAGAAGGAAGAUCGAGGAAGCUGAGCGUGAGUAUGAAGAACGCCUCAGAGAUUGGGAGUAUAGGGAGAGAGAGAAGGAGAAACAGAGGCAGUAUGAGAAGGAGAGGGAUAAGGAAAGAGAACGCAAACGAAGGAAGGAGAUACUUCAUGACGAGGAAGAUGAAGAUGAUGAUUCGAGAAAAAGGUGGCGUAGAAGUGCUUUAGAGGAUAGACGAAGGAAGAGACUACGGGAGAAGGAGGAUGACUUGGCUGAUAGGCUCAAAGAAGAGGAAGAAAUUGCCGAGUCCAAGAGGAGAGACGAGGAAGAAAAGCUUCAGGAGAAACAGAAAGAUGAAUUGAAACUCUUGUCUGGACAUGUCUUGAAUGAAAGUGAAAUGACCAGUCUGGCGGAAGGACCUAUUGUUGAAAGUAAAGAUGAGGCCAUUGAAAAAGACUAUGAUGGUGAUUCUGGUAAUGAAAACCAUGCAGGUGAUGAGGUAUUACAAAAUGGUAAUGGUGAUGAAUCAAACAUGGCAUUAAUGGCUGAACCAGAUACACGACAUAAUGGUAGUGCUCCUGCAAGAAAGUUGGGCUUUGGUUUAGUUGGCUCUGGAAAACGAGCUGCUGUCCCGUCUGUUUUCCAUGAAGAGGAGGAUGAUGAUGCACGUAAGGAGAAGAAGAUGAGGCCACUGGUUCCCAUUGAUUAUUCAACUGAGGAGCUCCAGGCUGUCCAACCUGCUGUUUCUGGAGCACAGCCACCAAAUCUUGUUGCUGCUGCAGAAUUUGCAAAGCGAAUAUCAAAUGUUGCUCCCAAAGAGGAGAAGCCUGAUGUAGAGCGAGAAAGGAGCAGACGGUCUCAUGAUAGGUCUAGCCAGCGGGAUAGGGACCGUAACGAGGACAACAUUAAUCGAAACAGAGAUGAUAACAAAGAGAAGGUUCCUGAACGGGACAGGGACAGGGACCGGAACCGAGAUCAUGGACUGGAUAAAGUCAAGACACCAGAUAAACAGAAGCUUUUGGAUGCGAAGCAAUUGAUUGAUAUGAUCCCAAAAACCAAGGAGGAGCUAUUCUUAUAUGAGAUAAAUUGGGCUGUGUAUGACAAGCAUGAGCUUCAUGAGAGAAUGAGACCUUGGAUAUCAAAGAAGAUCACAGAGUUCUUGGGAGAGGAAGAAACCACGUUGGUUGAUUAUAUUGUAUCGAGUACUCAGGAACAUGUGAAGGCAUCUCAAAUGCUGGAGAUGCUUCAGGCUAUAUUAGAUGAUGAAGCUGAAAUGUUUGUCCUCAAGAUGUGGAGGAUGCUCAUCUUUGAAAUUAAGAAAGUGGAAACGGGCCUUUCUCUGAGGUCAAAAUCAUGAUAUAGCAUGUAAUGCCAUUUUUACUUGCAUGGCUGCAAUGCUGAUCUUGUUAUGUCUUAAUCUUCGUAGUCUCGGUUUCUCGUUAUUGUAAAACACAAGAAGAUUGCAAUCUAGGUUUAUUAAUGUUUCCGAUUUGAAUCUUAAAAAUAGAGUUGUUACCUUUCAUUAAAUGAACACAUUUUUGUUCUUGUUA
This is a messenger RNA of Populus nigra (black poplar), 3576 nucleotides long. Its product is annotated as RNA-binding motif protein 25-like. Gene Ontology annotation, molecular function: RNA binding. Gene Ontology annotation, biological process: mRNA processing. The transcript is spliced from 7 exons. Lineage: Eukaryota; Viridiplantae; Streptophyta; Magnoliopsida; Malpighiales; Salicaceae. Bases 987 to 3383 code for a protein of 798 amino acids. The record is from RefSeq and is a predicted model, not a curated record.